Megachile rotundata (alfalfa leafcutting bee) is the source of this 1992-nucleotide messenger RNA. RefSeq names its product Rabenosyn-5 (gene Rbsn-5). Lineage: Eukaryota; Metazoa; Arthropoda; Insecta; Hymenoptera; Megachilidae. The record is from RefSeq and is a predicted model, not a curated record. Gene Ontology annotation, molecular function: metal ion binding.
AAUGUACUUCGGUAUCAUAGAAAUAGACCUGAUGGUUGCUACAUAAAAAUAACGUUUAAUAUGUUGAAACACAAAAACAGUUUGACAUUUCUAUCAGCUGAUGGGAAUCAAUAUGGCUGCUCGGAAAACAUGUUGUCUAGCCAUAGAUGAAGGGACGCCUACAAAUGAUUAACGUUGUGUAUGAAAUAAAAAAAAAAUUGUGUAAAAAGAUAGUGAAACUUUUGUAAUUAUUGUAUUUCACGAUGGCUGGUAGCGAAGAAGUUUUAGAAGGAUUCAUUUGUCCAAUAUGUAUGACAGAUUUCAAAGCACCUCAUCAGUUGACCAAACAUUUUGAAGAUUUUCAUAAUGAUGAUCCGGAAAUUUUAAAAUCGCUUAAAGAUCUUUUUGGAAAGGCUAAAAAGAAAAUUUUAAAGCAAGAUGAAAUACCAGAUUCGUUCAGAGAAAACAUAUCGCAUAACAGGCAACGUAGUCCAGAACUUAAUUGGGGCCCUCAAGAAAUAGGCACAGUAAAAUCACAUACAAAGUAUUUUAAAGAAGUAAGAAAUAUGAGACUGGAACGAUAUUCUACCGAAACUAACAAACUUUUAAUAAGAUUAGAUAAAUUAUUAAAUAAUUUACCAACUGAUCCAGUUGAUAGAAAAGUUCAUGAACGUACCAUUGUACCGUGGAUAGAUGAAAAAGAUGUAAAAUUAUGUCCAACUUGCGCAAAGAGUUUUCACGUUGCAAGAAGAAAACAUCACUGCAGACUUUGCGGUGCUGUUAUGUGUCACAGUUGUACAAUCUUUCUAUCUUUACAGGAUGCGAAAAAAAUGACAAGUCCUGUAUCUGUACAAGAUGAUUUAGCAGUAUCUCCUACUUCUGAACGUCCAAUCUCAGAACGCAUAGUACGCGCUGGUAUCGGUCUUACGAAACUAGCUAGGUCCCCAUCAAGUAGUAGUUUGAAUAGCGUAUUAUCAUUGGUUAAUGAUUCAGCAGGUAGCGAACAACACUUUAGGAUUUGUACACAUUGUGCAAAUCUGCUUGACGCAAGAGAAAAACAAAAAGCAAAACAUUUUGAUAAACCAAUUGUAUGUCAGUUCUAUGAGAAGAUGAGAUCAUACAUGGAAGAGGCAUCUCAACAUGUGAAAAUGUAUAAUAAAAUGUGGGAAUCUUUAAGUGAAGGAGAAUCUACAUAUAAUUUAGAAGAUGCUCAAACUUUGCGAGUUAAGAUUGCAAAAUUAGGUGAAAAUAUAGACUUAAUUAGCAAAAGAAUUUCAGUACUUGGAAUAAGAUGCGUGGAAAGUCCUCCACAUGAACAGGAAGUACGAUUGCAUCAUAUGGUCAGAGUAUCUGCAAUGAUAUUUCUGAAAGAGGAAUUGCUAAGUGUACAAGCUUUGCCUUCGCCAGAAAGAUAUACCGAGUUACAGAAAGAACGUCAAAGACGAUUAGAAGCUAGAAUAGCGUACGAAAGGCAGUUAGAAGAAGAACAGAGGGAAAAAUCGAAAGAACAACGUAAUAAAAAGGACAUAUGGAAUAAUAGUGAUGCUCGAUCUUCUCUAAAAGAAAACAACCAAGAUAAACCCGCGGUUGUAUUGAACCAGUCACAAGGUUGGGGUCCUUCCAAUGUUACACCUAUGAUGCCUUCUUCAAUGGAUCCUAUUAUUGAACAAAUGAGUAACCUUCGAGCUUACAUUAAACAAGCUAGAGCUGACUGCAGAUAUGAUGAAGUUGCAACUUUAGAAAGUAAUCUUAAAGAACUUCAAAGCGCCUACUUUACUAUGAAACAGAGUAAUAAUAGUGAUGGUUAGGUCGUAAAAAUAUCUACAUUUUUUACUAUAGAAUCUUGUAUUUCUUAUCAAUUACAAUAAGACUUAAUAAAUCUCUCUAUUACGUCACAAGUUUCACUGCAUCUAUCUCAUGUAUUACUGCACAAUGUGAUAUAUAUUUUGAAAGUUCCUCAACAUUAUUAUAUUUAAUUCCAAAAUCAGCGUGACAUUUCAUAAAAAAUAUAUU